UGUGCAGCAGGCAGCAGGUGAAGUGUUGCUUGCGGUUCAUAGGGCAACAAACAGCAGCCAGCCGCCGGGGGAACAUCAAUGGUGGCGUUAAUUCAGGGAAAGGUCUGAGAAGGACCGAUACUACGGCGUACAUGGAGAGCUGAAGGCCGAACAUGAGGCGAACCCCCUUAAUAAUGUACAUAUCUGCUGCUUUGCUAGUUAUUUUAUAUGUAUAUAGCGGAUUUUCCGAAGCAGCACCUCCUCGCAUCAAUCAAUACGAUGCGUCUACUACAAUCGCCACUUCUUCUUCUUCUUCACCUCCACGGAUUGGGAUUCUUUCUGGCGUCGCUGACCAAACAUCUAGCGUGCAAAGGCGAUCCACGGAUGCUCAAACCACUCUUUUCGCUCCAGAGAAAGCGCUGCAGACCAUGGUGUCGUCUAUGGUCUCCCAGCGCUCCGCCAAUGAUGCCUGGUCCGCGGAUAGCACUGGCCCCAUAGCCGCUGUAGACAGUAGCCAAGAGUUGGUGUGUAACUGCAGCACGGGGGCGGAGGGCAUUCUUGACCCUGACGAUUGUGACCCUAAAACAGGCCAGUGCUCAUGUGAGAUGGGCUACACGGGGCUGCAGUGUGAGGACUGUGAGGAGGGCUACUUCACCAACGGGACCAGCGGCUGCCUGCCUUGCGCCUGCGACUCCUACGGGGCUGUCAACCACCUCUGCGACAGCUCAGGGACUUGUGUGUGUAAAGCUGGAGUGUAUGGCCCCAAAUGUGACGACUGCCACCCAGGAUUUUUCCACUUCAGCAGCACGGGCUGUAGACCCUGUCAGUGCAACAACCACACCAGCAACUGUCACCCCCAGUCCGGUGUGUGUCUGAACUGUGACGGGAAUACCCAAGGGUCCAACUGUGAGGAGUGCAGACCUGGGUUCUACCGCAGUCCCAGCAGUGUCCUGACUGAAGAGUGUCUGCACUGCCCCUGCUCCAACACCUCCUCCAACGGGACCUGCCACACCGAUGCUCGUGGGUCUGCAGUGUGUGACCGCUGCCUGGCUCCGUACUCAGGCCCUCAGUGUGACCAGUGCAGUGCAGGCUUCUUCAGACAGGAUGCCCUCUGUGUACCAUGUGACUGCAGCGGCAACUACGACCCCCUGGGGCCUGCACAGAUCUGCCAUCCCCAAACAGGACAGUGUCUGGGCUGCAUAAACAACACCAUGGGACCACACUGCCAGCUCUGUGCUCCAGGAUAUGUGGGAGAUGCCAAGGCUCACAACUGCACACGACCAAAUUCCAGGCUUCUCCCGACACCAGUCCAGACCACCAGCACCAGGGAAGCACCCACCACCCCCACAAACCGUUCCACUGCUGUCUUCGCCUACACCCCUGCCCCAAAAGUGCUGCCCCCAUCCACCUCAAACUCCUCGUCCCUGAGCCCUACCACAACUCAGGCCCUGCUCACCAGCCUGGGGAGCCCCACAGACAACACCACGGCUGCACUCACUGAAGUUUCCUGGACCCAAUUCAACAUCAUCAUCCUGGCCGUCAUUAUUCUCGUGGUGCUACUCCUGCUAGGGUUCGUGGGGGGAGUCUACACCUAUCGCGAGUACCAAAAUCGCAAACUCAACGCACCAUUUUGGACCAUUGAGUUGAAGGAGGACAACAUUAGCUUUAGCAGUUAUCACGAUAGCAUCCCCAACGCGGACGUAUCAGGUUUGCUUGAAGAUGAAGCUAACGAAGUAGCGCCAAAUGGUCAACUAGCUCUUACAACGCCGGGCAACUGCUAUAAAGCUUAAUGAAGCAAAGCAAGUUGAAACAUAAACUGUACAUUAUUAUAUCACUCAAAGCUGCUGGAAAAAACUUACCAAAUCCAAGAUGGCUCCCUAAUAAAAAUCAGUCAGUGUGCAGGCUUGUUCACAACACAAACUUGAAAAGAACAUCGCAUUGUUAUUGAAAAUUCAACUGGGAAUGCUCCAAAGAGAAAGGAAGUUGCUUUGUAAGGUCACAAGAUGGAGCUAUUGUGGAGCUGUUUGCAGUUUGAGCACCUGGAAAGCUAAACGGAACCACUAUAAGGACAAGAGGAGGAGCUAAGCAUUUCACUGUUUUUUAAAAUGACUAUUUUAAGUUAUAAUUUUUAUCACUUGAAGAUGAGUGAUCUUAAGACAACAAUUGUUAUUUAAUAUUUUUUUAUUCUUAUUUAUUGGUUUUGAGUGAAAUGCUGCUCAUGUUUGUUUAUUCAUGGUGUGUUCUCUUGUCCGAAUGGGCCAAUAUGUUUCCUUGUAUAGUUUGUGUCUCUUUUUGAGAAUAUGGGGGCAAGAUGGACAUUCCUGGACUGUUUUUUGUUCGUAUAGCUUCCAAGUUAUUAUGUGAUGCCAGCUCAUUAUCAAAGAGGAGUGUUUUAUACUGUGUAAAAUACAUAUACAAUUCGGCAGUGUGAUUCAUGCAAUGCUUACAUCAACCACAAUGAUCUAAUCUGCUGCCUACCUCAGCAAACAGCAAAUGGCCACCAUGAAAGGCAUACGGACUUUGACUUGACUAAUCUGUGGAUUGAUAAGGUCCAAACAUAAACACUGCACACUGUUGUUAUGGAGCUACACACCGCUAGUUUGUGGAUUUCUAUGUUUAUUGCAUCCUUCAGGCUACAAGGUGUGGUAAAGCGAAAGUCGAUAACCUCCUCAGGUCUGGCUUUGUUCCCAAUGUGACCACUGUAAAUACUUUGGCUACUGUACAUAUGGAUGUGAAUAGCACUACUAUUAUUAUAAUUGUACAGGUAUAGAUUAAUUGUGUGUUCACUGUCAUUCAAUCCCUUCAUGUUGCUCACAGCUUUUCUAUUUUUUAUUACUAUAUUGUUUUUUUUCCUCCUCUUCUGACUUUUCCAUAAACUGUACACAAGAUUUGAAUGCACCAUGACCCAAAACGAUGAGUAAAUUGAUGUAAAUAAUAAAACUCUGAGCAUCAGAGUGCAACUCCAAUAAAGUGGGUUACAACUAG
This is a messenger RNA of Periophthalmus magnuspinnatus, 2964 nucleotides long. Its product is annotated as multiple epidermal growth factor-like domains protein 9. Gene Ontology annotation, cellular component: basement membrane. Gene Ontology annotation, biological process: axon guidance. The transcript is spliced from 6 exons. The record is from RefSeq and is a predicted model, not a curated record. Gene Ontology annotation, molecular function: extracellular matrix structural constituent. The coding region runs from base 153 to 1769 and encodes 538 amino acids. Lineage: Eukaryota; Metazoa; Chordata; Actinopteri; Gobiiformes; Gobiidae.